Molecule: messenger RNA, 376 nt
Organism: Notothenia coriiceps (black rockcod)
Lineage: Eukaryota; Metazoa; Chordata; Actinopteri; Perciformes; Nototheniidae
Product: HRAS-like suppressor 3
Exons: 1
Biological process (GO): N-acylphosphatidylethanolamine metabolic process
Cellular component (GO): cytoplasm
Molecular function (GO): glycerophospholipid phospholipase A1 activity; A2-type glycerophospholipase activity
Source: RefSeq, a predicted model, not a curated record
AAUAUCUUACAGUAUUUAGUGCAUAAACCAAACAAUCACAUCUAUUUUCCUCUCUUUUCCUUUGUGCUCAUAGCUAACGUUCAGGGUGCCUCUGCCGACAGUUUGAUGAGUGUUCCCAAUGAGAAGGCCUUGGUGAAGAAAGAGAAGCUGAGGGAUGUGGUGGGAAACGACAAGUGGGAAAUCAAUAACAGCCUGGACGAGAAGAACAAGCCCCGCCCGGCGAAGGACAUUGCGAGGGACGCCUGUGCGAGGGUCGGUCAAACGCUGCCCUACAACGUUAUUAAAAAGAACUGUGAGCACUUUGCCAACGAUCUGCGCUACGGAAAAGCAAAGUCCAUGCAGGUCGGUUAAGACUCUUUUUUUUUGUAAAAAUAAA